ACUACCAGGUAUCGUGUGCAAACCCGGGGGCCCCUCGAUCCACACAACAUAUGCCGUUUUUAUUUACAAUCCGUGAUCAGUAGGGUGCAUGGUCCACAUAGUCUUACCAGAAGUUAAGCAAGGACAGUGUCCAGGAUGGCUCAACCUGAGAUGAUGACCAUUCGCCUUGUGCGACCCGACACCACUGUGUCCUGGGGAUUUCGACUUCAGGGUGGGAGCGACUUCAGCACGCCGUUGUCCCUACAAUCGGUAACAGCUGGCGGUGUAGCAGAAAGAAGUGGUUUAAGAGCGGGAGAUGGCGUCAUCUACAUCAAUGACGUCAACACAGAUACUCUUACUCAUGAUGACGCAAAAUCUCAGAUCAUCCAGUCAGGAAACGACAUUUAUAUGACAGUUCAAAGAGGGGCUGUAUCUGUAUGGGCUCCCAAGGUGACGCCAAUGUCCCAACUACGGCCCCAGGAAUUAAGGACCAUUAAAACAGCAACAGGAGAUGAGGUGCAGACUGUCCAAAAGACAUCCCUGGCACGGUCACAUCAACCUGACCCCCUUCACAUAGGAAGUGGAUAUAACAGGACACCAAAGUCCUUUAGCCAAGCUCCUCAGUCACCAAAGAAACCUGUCCCCAAUGUGGUUCACUGUCAGUUCAAUACCCCUAUUGGUCUGUACUCUGCCGAUAACUUGGCCAACACCUACAAGAUGCAGACAGCUGGUAUACAGAAGGAAAUGGAGAACCUUGAUGUAGAUGAUGCACCUGUGGGCACUCGAAUGACUGGAACCUACCAAAAAUUGGACUCACAAGGUGAUGAGGGUAGCUUAAAGGAAGGGCAUGAUUUGGAGGACGUAAACUCAUCUGAACUCCCACCUGUGACCUCGCCUGACCUCCCACCUGUGACCUCGCCUGACCUCCCGCCUGUCACCUCGCCUGACCUCCCGCCUGUCACCUCGCCUGACCCACCUUUUGAUCACCUUACUAAUACUGUUAAGAACGAUAGUCAGCCGAGUGGAUUCAAGUCUGUCCGACCUCCUGAUCCACAGCAGGUCAGUCAACAGCGCCCUCAGCAGCAGAGCAUGCAUUGUGGAGAGUGUGGUAACAUGGUUAUGGGUGUAUUCGUGAAGGUGCGAGGAGUCCCAUAUCAUGCCCAGUGUUUUAAGUGUGCGAAAUGUGGCAUAAACCUCAAACAGAAAGGCUACUUUGUGAUUGAGGACAAGCUUUACUGUGAAAUCCAUGCCAAACAGGUAGCUCAACCACCAGAUCCAAACAUGAAGGCAGUCCCAGUUUUCAGGUAACCAUCUAAUAAUCUCCAGGCCUGUUUUGUGUGAUGUACUCCUGACAGCUACAGCAGAAUUGUACCUGUGCCCUGCCAAUGGAAGCUGUGGACCUGUGAUGACUGUAUGAUAGUAGACUAAACAGUGUGGUUGCUGUUGAAGGAUGAUAAAUCUGUGCAGGAUCCUGACACUGUUAUCUUCCAAUGUCCUUGGCUGACCCCUGUGUGUAAACCCCCACCCCCUUACCCCUUACCUGAUGCUGAGACUGGGUGUGACAUUUGAAUUAAAAAUUGUGCCAGGGACAAAGAAGAACCAGAGUUCACCAGUGACCUAGAAGUAAAUUACACUGAGGAAAGCUCCUUGUCAGCAAGGUGGAUACCAGUAUCUGGCUAAUGAGGACAAGGCAGGGACAUUAGUCCUGGGCAUAUCAGAAAAGGCCCCAGAUAAUAGAGUCUGGUGUUCCUAGUCAGACAUGAUCAGACUCCAGAUGCUAGUCUGGUGUCCCUAGUCAGGUGUGACCAGCCCCAGAUACUACUGUCAGGUGUUUCUAGCCAGGUGUGACCAGGCCCCAGACGACACUAUCUGGUGUUCCUAGUCAAGCAUGACCAGGCCCCAGAUGAUCCUACCUGGUCUUCAGCUCCAGCUGAUACUGUCUUGUGUUCUAAGUCAGGCGUGACUGGCCCCAGAUGAUACUGCCUAGUGUUCCUAGUCAAGCAUGACCAGACCCCAGAAAAUACCACCUGGUGUUCCUAGUCGAGCUUGACCAGGCUACAGAUGGUACUGUAUGGAGUUCCUAGUCAGACAUGACCAGCCCCAGAUGACAUUGUCUGGUGUUCUAAGUCAAGCAUGACCAGGCCACAGAUGGUACUGUAUGGAGUUCCUAGUCAGACAUGACCAGUUCCAGAUGACAUUGUCUGGUGUUCUAAGUCAAGCAUGACCAGCCCCAGAUGAUAUUGUCUGGUGUUCUAAGUCAAGCAUGACCAGCCCCAGAUGAUACUGUAUGGAGUUCCUAGUCAGACAUGACCAGUCCCAGAUGACAUUGUCUGGUGUUCUAAGUCAAGCAUGACCAGCCCCAGAUGAUAUUGUCUGGUGUUCUGAGUCCAGCAUGACCAGCCCCAGAUGAUAUUGUCUGGUGUUCUGAGUCCAGCAUGACCAGCCCCAGAUGAUACUGUAUGGAGUUCCUAGUCAGACAUGACCAGCCCAUGAUGAACCUACCUGGUAUUCCUAGUCAAGCAUGACCAGCCCCAGAUGAACCUACCUGGUGUUCUAAGUCAAGCGUGACCAGCCCCAGAUGAUAUUGUCUGGUGUUCUAAGUCAAGCGUGACCAGCCCCAGACGAUAUUGUCUGGUGUUCUAAGUCAAGCGUGACCAGCCCCAGAUGAUACUGUAUGGUGUUUCUAGUCAGUGUCUUGUACUGUAUGUUGUACUUGUGUAGAUUUAUCUUUAUUUUUGAAUCGUUGAUAUUAUAUUGUUUUAUUUGAAAAUAUAUUUAUUUUAUAAUUGUACAAGUUGAAUAUUAUGAUAAUACUAGAUAUUUGUAUAAUGAUGUAUUUACUAAAUGGGCAUCACGGACAGAUAGUGAUAAAUGGAUAGUGUAGAACAUAAUAUCAGGGCUAAACAAAUAAAUGUUAUUGAGCUUGACAGGCUAAGGUAAAUUGAUAGAUAUCCCAGGGUUUGACAGGCCUCAGUAGUUUCAUAGUUAUUAUAGGACAUCAAAGGUAAAUAUAAAUGGAUAUAACAGGACUUGGAAGACCAUAGCAGGCCAAGGUAAUACUGUUGAUAUUACAGGGGUUCAAAAAGCUGUGAUAAUUAUGUUUGAAUUCCAAAUCAGGGCUUGACAUUUAAGGAUAUUCAUUAGAUAUUACAGAAGUUGACAGGCUAUAUUCAAUUAAUAUAUAUUUUAAUGGAUAUUACAGGACCCGAGAAGCCAGGGUUAUUUAUUGAAAAUUACAGAACUGUACAAGACAGGGUUAUUUAUUCAAGCCAGGGGUAUUUAUUGAAAAUUACAGGACUGUACAAGCCAGGGUUAUUUAUUAAAUAUUACAGGACUGUACAAGCCAGGGUUAUUUAUUAAAUAUUACAGGACUGUACAAGCCAGGGUUAUUUAUUAAAUAUUACAGGACUGUACAAGCCAGGGUUAUUUAUUAAAUAUUACAGGACUGUACAAGCCAGGGUUAUUUAUUAAAUAUUACAGACUUGACAGGUCAGCAAUUUAAUGAGUAUAAGAGGAUUUAUUGGACAUUGAUGAAAGAUAAGCAUAAUUUUUGUUGAUAUUAUGUAAUAUGAAUGGUUAGGGUAAUGUUAAAGGAUGUUACAGGAUUUGACAGACCAUGACAGGCCAGGAGUAAUUGAUAUUUCUCAUUAGACCAGGGUAAUUUAUAUUGUUAUAUUUAAUCUCAAUCGAAUAAUUACUUUUUCUUCACUUGUUUGAAAUCACUGCCAAAUAAAUUAACCAUUUACAUAUAUGAAGCAUUAUGACACUUGGCUUCUGCUUAUGUACAUACAAUGCAACUGAUAAACUAAAUGUCCAAUAUUUAUAAUAAAUAGGAUAUAUAUAUUUAAGUAUUUUAAGCAUGCUGCUUUUGCAAAUCAUAUGCUUUGUUUCUUUUUUGAUAUAGUAUUGUUGAUUAAAAUUGAUAAAAAAAA
Molecule: messenger RNA, 3911 nt
Organism: Ylistrum balloti
Lineage: Eukaryota; Metazoa; Mollusca; Bivalvia; Pectinida; Pectinidae
Product: PDZ and LIM domain protein Zasp-like
Exons: 9
Coding region: 136-1287 (383 amino acids)
Biological process (GO): actin cytoskeleton organization; heart development; muscle structure development
Cellular component (GO): adherens junction; stress fiber; filamentous actin
Molecular function (GO): actin binding; muscle alpha-actinin binding
Source: RefSeq, a predicted model, not a curated record